Molecule: messenger RNA, 1627 nt
Organism: Larimichthys crocea (large yellow croaker)
Lineage: Eukaryota; Metazoa; Chordata; Actinopteri; Sciaenidae
Product: acidic mammalian chitinase
Exons: 11
Coding region: 43-1437 (464 amino acids)
Biological process (GO): carbohydrate metabolic process
Cellular component (GO): extracellular region
Molecular function (GO): hydrolase activity, hydrolyzing O-glycosyl compounds; chitin binding
Source: RefSeq, a predicted model, not a curated record
CCAUGGUGAAAGCUUAAAGGCUCUUCACUGCUCUAUUUUGAUAUGACAAGAGCUCAUCCCAGUUUAUCCACCAUGAACAAGCUUAUUCUGAUUGCAGGUCUCUGUGUUUCCCUUGGCGGUCUGGUCUCAUCCUCCAGAUUGGUGUGCUAUUUCACUAACUGGUCCCAAUACCGACCUGGCAAUGGGAAGUUUAUACCCCAAGAUAUUGAUGCAAACCUGUGUACCCACUUGAUCUAUGCAUUUGCUGGUAUUAAUGAGACAAAUGAGUUGGUCACCAUUGAAUGGAACGAUGAUGUACUCUAUACAUCCUUUAAUGGACUCAAACAGAGCAAUCCAAAUCUGAAAACACUACUGGCAGUCGGAGGCUGGAACGUUGGAUCACAAAAAUUCACUACAAUGGUGUCAACACAAGCCAAUAGAAAUACAUUUAUCCAAUCUUCUAUUAAACUACUGAGAAAAUAUGGUUUUGAUGGACUUGAUCUGGACUGGGAAUACCCUGCGGCAAGAGGAAGUCCUCUAGAGGACAAGCAGAAAUUCACGCUGUUAUGCAAGGAACUCUUAGAGGGCUAUACAGCUGAGGGAACGGCAACUGACAGGCCCAGAUUAAUGAUCUCUGCUGCUGUGGCUGCUGGGAAAGGAACCAUUGAUGCUGGUUAUGAAAUCGCAGAGAUUGCAAAGUACCUGGAUUUUAUUAAUGUGAUGACGUAUGACUAUCAUGGCACCUUUGAGGAUGUGACAGGACAUCAUAGCCCCUUAUACAAGGGAUCUCAAGAUACUGGGAACCAUGCUUACUUAAAUACUAACUUUUCCAUGAGAUAUUGGCAAGACAAGGGAACACCUGUAGAAAAACUAAACAUGGGCUUUGCUACAUUUGGAAGAACAUUUCGACUGUCUACCCAAUCCAGUAAUGUUGGAGCACCAGCCAGUGGUCCUGCUCCUAGUGGUAAUUUUACCAGAGAGGCCGGCUUCUACUCCUAUUAUGAGAUUUGCACUUUUCUUCAAGGGGCCAGUGUCCACUUGAUCGAGGAUCAGGAGGUUCCAUAUGCCAUCAAACAAAAUGAGUGGGUUGGAUAUGACAACAAAGAGAGUUUUCAGACUAAGGCCGAUUACCUAAAAGACAACAGAUUUGGAGGAGCUUUCGUCUGGUCUCUGGAUCUAGAUGACUUUAAAGGACAGUUCUGUGGACAGGGAAACUAUCCCCUCAUCAGCUUUCUCCGCUCACUUUUAGGUCCAGAUCUUCCUCCCCUCCCCACUAGAGAAACCACCAUCACUACUUCAGCCAAACCCCCCGACAACUUCUGUGCAACAAUGACUAGUGGAGUUCAUGCCAAACCUGAUGACCCACAUUCCUUUUACAAUUGUGACAACGGCAUCACCUGGAUCCAAAACUGCCCAGCUAAUUUGAUCUUCAAAGAUAGCUGCCGUUGCUGUGACUGACCAUUGCUGUUAAAAGCUUUACACGUCAUUAUAUCUGUAUAUCAACAGCAAGAAAAAAAAGAAAAAUCAUUUUUGAUCAUUGACAAUUUUAUGAAUAUAUGUUGUGUUAAGUUCAUCUCAUGGGAAUGUAGUAUUUGUGGGAAGAUGCACUUUUUAUGUGAGAUCAUUAAACCUUAUAUAAUCUAUUAAA